Messenger RNA from Anthonomus grandis grandis, 984 nucleotides. RefSeq names its product nucleoplasmin-like protein. The coding region runs from base 147 to 671 and encodes 174 amino acids. NCBI's taxonomy places the organism in Eukaryota, Metazoa, Arthropoda, Insecta, Coleoptera, Curculionidae. Gene Ontology annotation, biological process: chromatin remodeling. Gene Ontology annotation, cellular component: nucleolus; nucleoplasm; cytoplasm. Gene Ontology annotation, molecular function: RNA binding; chromatin binding; histone binding. The record is from RefSeq and is a predicted model, not a curated record. The transcript has 4 exons.
AACGUCAACGCGUUGACAUUGACAUUGACGCUUGGCCCGCCAUUUUUCCCGUACUCCGUCGGCGUUCUUUUACCGUCAACGUCUUCGACCCACGCCGGCAUAUCCCACCGGAAUAAAACAAAAUCCGCGUUCAUCCGUUCGAUAAAAUGGCAGACGAGUAUUUUUUCGCUUUGACUUUAAAGGGCAAAAGCGCCAACGAGGUAUGGGACCCGGAAGCGAAGGGCGCGGGGGCCGAGGACUACCAGGGCGGCCACAAACUCAUCAUUAAACAGGCCCUCCUCGGACCCGACGCCACCGAAGGCGAAGUGAAUGUAAUUCAAGUGGAGGCGAUGACCUGGAAAGACUCUGUAAAGAUCCCGGUGGCGACCCUUAAGGCGGGCAGUGCCAACAACCAGGUGCUACUGGAUCUUUCUUUCCCCGAUCCCCCGGUGACCUUCACCCUGAUUCAAGGUAACGGGCCCGUUCACAUCAUCGGUCACCACUUAAUCGGGGGACCCAUCGAGGAGUUUGACGAAAUGGACGAGAUGGAGGAAGAAAUGAUCGAGGACGAUGAGGGUGAUGUCGAAGGGGAAGAAGAGGAGGAUGACGAAGAGCCCAAAUCGAAAAAAGCCAAGACCAACAACGUAAAAGGGAAGUCGCCGGUGAAGAAUAACGCAAAGGCCAAAAAGUAAAAGAUUCCGGGAUUUUAAUAAUAAUUAAAAAAAAAAACAGUUUUCUUCUUUUUUAUAUUAAUUGUGUAUUAUCCUUAAGUCUAGAGUUAACUUGAUUUAAGUAAUUUGCUGCUGAUGCUGCUGAAGAUGAUGUUCCGUGUUUAGGUUUAGGUUUUAUCACUAUUAGACUUAUAAAUUAAUAAUUAUUUGUCCUCGGUUGGUUCUGUCUCGGUUUACUCCCUCUUCCCUCAUUUUCUUUUUUUGUAAUUACGUGACACACACAUGAAUUUGUAAAUAUACAAUAUCAUUAUUAAAAUAUAAGUUUUUUCGUAAU